AUGACAGUUCCAGGAAAAGGAGACAGGUACCCGAAGGUGGGCGGUAGAACCCGGCCAAGCCAAAACCGUCCGGCGCUCCGGGACCGGCCGCACCUGCCACCGCACCUGCCGCACCUGCGCGCCCCACCACCCGCGCUCGUCUACGGUGCCCCGCGCCACCUAGCCGCUCACCUCCGCCCGGCCCGGCCCGGCCCGUCGCCGCGGCCCCCGGCCUGCGCCGCUCCAUGCGCUCAGCCCGCCCUCGGCGCCGCCCGCCGCCCCCGGGCCACCGCCGCCCGCGCCAUCGCGCCGCCGCCGCUCGGAGGGCACAAUGGAGCCGCCGCCGCGCUGCUCAUGCAUAUGCAUGACGCCGCGCCGCCGGCCCCGCCUCCCAGGCCAGAGCAGCAGAGCCCCGAGCGGUGCUCCAGAGGCUCGGGCAGGGGCGAAUGCCGGCCUGCAUGGCCGGGCUGGGCCGGGGCUGGGCCCGGGCGGCGACAGGCUGCCGUGCAGGAAGUUCAGUGCGCCCGGCCUGCACCCUGCGUCCCCUCCGCACCUUUGCGACCGCGGCGUCGGAGGAGCCCUGUGCUCUUCCUGCUGCUGUCCACCGGGGCGGGGCCGAACGGGGGUGGGGCUAUCUAG
Molecule: messenger RNA, 618 nt
Organism: Arvicanthis niloticus (Nile rat)
Lineage: Eukaryota; Metazoa; Chordata; Mammalia; Rodentia; Muridae
Source: RefSeq, a predicted model, not a curated record